Frankliniella occidentalis (western flower thrips) is the source of this 1023-nucleotide messenger RNA. RefSeq lists its product as uncharacterized. Lineage: Eukaryota; Metazoa; Arthropoda; Insecta; Thysanoptera; Thripidae. The record is from RefSeq and is a predicted model, not a curated record.
CCCUGCUUGGGGUGGCGCCCGCCCGCGGCCCUCCCGCCGCUGCACAACGCCCCCCUAUAAAGCGGCGGCGCGCAGCGCGCGGAGGCCCAUUCCUGUCGGCGGGAGGCCCCACGACCAGGCGCGGUGUGCGUAACAGUGCGGAGCAGCGCGCAGCCGAGCUCACCGGCCAGGACGACGAGGAGCACCCCGACAGACAUACACAGGAUGCAGUGCAGCACGCUCUUCGUGUUGGCGGCCCUGGCGUGCUGCGCGCUGGCGCAGCGGGUCCCGAGUCAGGACCAGGUGACCAAGGCCCUCAUGGACCUGGACCGCAUCUACUCCAAGCGCUUACCGUCCGACGGCCUCAGCGACCCCGGGAUGAAGUCAGGCGACGAGCUGCUCAAGCUGAAGCAGGCCUACAAGCUUCUCAUGCUGCAGGAUCUGGACAACCGCUACAAGAUGAUCAACCGACCACGAUGGAGCGGGGCGAGAGCCUGCUGUGGCCGCGCUUCGCGGAUCGCAGGUGAAGUCGCCCGGCGGGCGCGGGAGGGCGCGCGCUGAGGGCCGCCCUGUAGGCCCCGCGCUAAAGCUGCGACACUCCUUCUUGCCAUGCCACGCCUCGCCACGCUACGCACCCGCAUCGCACAGCACAGCCCGUUUCCACUGUCCCCGCAGCCCACAGCUGCCCUAUUCGGCAAUCUAACUAUCAUUAUUAUUUUCAAAAGAGGGGGGGAAAGAGUUGGAGAUUGAUUCAAAGGUGGUUCAGAAAGAAACACCAGACUAAGAAGAGGGGCGUUUAUUUCCCGUUUCGUCAUUUAUUUUCUCUUAGUUUUUAGCAGCGAUGAGCAGGAGACGUCGCGUGGCUGGCAGGCCAGGCCCCCGCGGCGCGCAAUGUGGGGCCAAACGUUGGGUGGUCCCUUGUUGGGUGAUCCGUGCCAGAGGCUCGAGUCCCGCACCUGGCAAUAUUUUACUUCCCCUUUGAUGUAUAGAAUAAUAUAUACUUGUUAUGCAAAAUAAACCGAUGAAAGACAGAGGAGAGAGAAA